Molecule: messenger RNA, 1846 nt
Organism: Punica granatum (pomegranate)
Lineage: Eukaryota; Viridiplantae; Streptophyta; Magnoliopsida; Myrtales; Lythraceae
Source: RefSeq, a predicted model, not a curated record
UUUGACGAAACCAAACCCGAAUUCUCCAUCGCUUUGUCCUUCCUGUCUUCUUCAUAAAACGGCUCCCUUCCUCUGCUUGUUCUGUGCUAAGCUUUCUUGAAAUAGUUCUGGAAUUGAUGGAAGUCAAUAACCUCGGGUUAGUCAUAGCUUGCGUUGUUUUGUCAUGGAUCUUAGUCCACAGAUGGAACCAGAGGAACAAGAUAGGCCCGAAAACCUGGCCACUCGUCGGGGCGAUGAUAGAACAACUCGUGAACUAUGAGCGGAUGCAUGACUGGCUAGUUGAGUACCUCUCCAAGUCGAGGAUCGUUGUAGUCCCCAUGCCGUUCAUGACUUACACUUAUAUCGCGGAUCCUGCCAAUGUGGAGCAUGUUCUCAAGACCAAUUUUGCCAAUUAUCCAAAGGGAAAAGUAUACCAUUCGUACAUGGAAGUGUUGCUCGGUGAUGGGAUUUUCAAUGUUGAUGGCGAGACAUGGAGGAAGCAGAGGAAGACUGCAAGCUUCGAAUUCGCCUCCAAGAACUUGAGGGAUUUCAGCACUUUUGUCUUCAGAGACUACAGCCUCAAGCUCUCUUCAAUUCUUUCUCAAGCUUCCUUCCUAAAUAAACAAGUCGACAUGCAGGAACUGUUCAUGAGGAUGACGCUGGACUCGAUAUGCAAGGUUGGGUUCGGGGUCGAAGUCGGGACCCUUGCCCCGAAUCUACCGGAGAACCAUUUUGCACGGGCAUUUGAUGCAGCAAACAUAAUCGUAACCCUGCGUUUCAUUGACCCUAUGUGGAGGCUGAAGAGGUUCCUCAAUGUGGGCUCGGAGGCAGUGCUGGAAAAGAGCAUCAAGAUCAUUGAUGACUUCACUUACUCAGUUAUUCGGAAAAGGAAGGCGGAAAUAGCUGAAGCUCGCAAGUGUCACAAGGAUGACAAGAUUAAGCAUGACUUGCUCACUAGAUUCAUUGAACUAGGCAACGUUGACGGCCCAGAGAGCAAACUAACUGACAAGAGCCUCAGGGACAUGGUCCUUAACUUCGUGAUUGCCGGGCGGGACACGACUGCUACUACCCUCUCAUGGGCCGUUUACAUGGUAAUGUCCCACCCUGAGGUGGCCCAGAAGCUCUAUUCAGAGCUCAGGAGAUUUGAGGAAGACCGAGCGAAUGAAGAGAAGGUGUCGCUGCUCCCUUGCGAACUGGAUGACCAAGAAUCGUUCAGCCGGAGGUUAGAUCAGUUCGCGGGGCUGCUGAAUUACGACUCGCUGGGGAGGCUGUAUUACUUGCACGCCGUGCUAACAGAAACUUUGCGCUUGUACCCUGCUGUCCCUCAGGAUCCAAAAGGUGUGUUGGAGGAUGAUGUAUUGCCCGAUGGAACUAGAGUGAAAGCAGGAGGGAUGGUGACCUAUGUUCCCUAUUCCAUGGGCCGGAUGGAAUACAACUGGGGCCCCGACGCAUCUUCCUUCAAGCCGGAGAGAUGGCUCAAGGAUGGUGUCUUCCAAAAUGCUUCUCCAUUCAAGUUUACCGCAUUUCAGGCCGGGCCGAGGAUCUGCCUAGGAAAGGACUCAGCUUAUCUCCAGAUGAAGAUGGCCUUGGCAAUUCUCUGCAGGUUUUUCGAGUUCAAGCUGGUGCAAAACCACCCAGUGGAAUACCGGAUGAUGACACUCCUGUCAAUGGCUCAUGGCUUAGAGGUCAUGGUACGGCGACGCUGCUGAUCAUUGUUGCCGUGAAAGGGUUAUAGGGGAGAAGAGUGCUACCGCAUUGAUCAAGUGUAGAAGUUGUUUCUGUUGUUACUAUCAUCAACUUAAAAGUUUUCUCCAACAGUAUUUUCGUAUCAUGAAUGGUGAUGGCGUCAAAAGGCUCUUCCUCUGAA